Molecule: messenger RNA, 1116 nt
Organism: Solanum lycopersicum (tomato)
Lineage: Eukaryota; Viridiplantae; Streptophyta; Magnoliopsida; Solanales; Solanaceae
Source: RefSeq, a predicted model, not a curated record
AUGGGUAGAAAGAAAGUGAAGUUGGCUUUCAUGGAAAAUCGCAAUGCGAGGAGAGUCUCAUAUAGAAAACGACUAAAGGGAUUUUUAACAAAGGCUCGUGAACUCAACACCCUUUGCGAUGUUGAAUUGACUACCUUAGUCAAUAGCGAUUAUCAUGAUGAACCUGAAGUGUUUCCAAAUCAUGAAGUUGUUACAAGCGUCUUUACAAAGUUUAUUGAUCUUCCAGAGGAGAAGAGAUCAAAAAACAUGAAAACAUAUGAAAUGAUAACUGAGAAAAGGAUCGAGAAAAUUGAGAAGGAACUUGAGAAGGUAAGGAAGGAAAACAAGAAAAUGGAGUAUACAAACCAGAUGUAUGAAUUGUUGAAUGGUGAAGAGAUGCCCAAUAAUAGGCUCCCAGAAUAUUUCAACGAUCUCUGUUAUGUGAUUAAAAAGCACCUCAAACUGAUAAAUGAUGGGAUCAAAGAAAAAACUAACAACGAAGGUUCGUCAUCAAAUGCUCCUCUACCUAUUGAUGCACCAAUCAAUUCUGAUGUGACCAGCUUCGACAUGCAAUGGGAUCCUCUUCUGGUCCCUAUUGAUUCUCAAGUACUAUCCGAGAUUCCUCUUUUGGUUUCAUCUACUAUACCUAGUGGGAUCAACUUUGAUGGGCCAAGGGCUCCUCUUAAUCUAAGUCCACCAUCGAUGAUUCCUUCAAAUGCUCCUUCUCAAAUGCUACAAUUCAUGUUUCCUUUGAACAAUCCUCCUCGAAUGAUUCCACAUGUGGAUCUUUCACAGGUUCCUUUUUUGUUAUCAUCACAAAGGUAUCCUGAAAUGGCUUAUCCAAUCCUUCCAACAACAAUAGCUUAUCCAACGCCUUCACCGACAAUUACUCCUCCAAUGUCUAAUUUAGUUAUUACUCAAUCGGCACCACAAAUCGACCCUUUGAUUAAUAUCCCCCCAAUGAGUUCAUCAACACCAAUGGGUGACAACGUUGAUGGAUCACUAGGGAUUCCACGGAGUCCUUCAUUUUCUGAUUUGCUGAGUUUGAAUGAUGAUGAGCUAAUGACUUUAUUUGAUGAUACAUCAUUCAACAUUAAUGUACAAGAUCCAAAUCACCACCACAACAACAACUUAUAA